UGAAUGUUGGUUUUCAAUGAAUAAAGACAUUAUUACAAUGAAAACAAUUCAUAGUUGGAUGUAAAAUAUCUUUAUAUAAAUAAAUCGGAAUUUUAUCUGAAUUGAAAUAAAUAUAGCGCAUAUAAUUUUUUGAGAUUAACGACACAUGUAUUACAAUAUAAAAUAACGUUAUAGUGUAAAUUUUGGUUUUUGAAAGAGCCGGCGCGUGUGUAAAAUGUGUUUGGAUUUACAUGUAAACUCUGCUGACAAAACAGGAGUCCAGCGAUGGAUAAUAACCUUUGUGGCAGUGCUGAUGUUACCAGUGGUCCGCGGAAAUGAUUUGUUUUGCGAAGUUGAUGAUGUGCUUACGCCCUACGAUACAAACACGUAUGUGUGCUGUUCGGGAUUGCAUCUGAAAUACCUAAAUGGCACAGGGACCCAGUGUUGUGCAGGUAAAACAUUAUAUGACAUUGGCACACACGGGUGUUGUGGACCAGUAAUUUACGAACUGGCUGAAAGUAGAAUGUGUUGCAAUGGGACCCUGCAUGACAUGAAAGAAAUAAAGACACGAAAACUAGCAUGCUGUGGAAACCAAGUGUUCUUUGAAGGGGCAGGCAUUUGUUGUGAUGGACAGUUCACGCGAAGACCUGGAAAUGCAACCAGAAUGGAAUGUCGGGAUGGCAAGGGUGUUGUAAAACAGGAAAGACACUUGCAGUUUACAAAAGCUAAUGGAGUCCAGCUGCGAGAACUCGAUUCACAAGACGGAAGAAUAGCGAAAACGUGUCGAAAUAACGUCAUGAUCGAUCAAAACCUCCCACAAGGUUCUGAAAUAACAUCACGCAUGCUGGUGUUGGACGGCGUGAAACAAUGUGGGCAGAUCGUAUACCCUAUUCAAAGUUCAACCAAACGUUACCAUUGCUGCAACGGCGAAUUUUACAAAACAGACAACCUUGAUCCCAAAGCAAAUUACACAUGGGAAUGCUGUGGGACGAGUCUCUACAACACCUCCAGCAAGGAAUGCUGCGGGGGCACACUGAUUGAUACUAGCCUGCAACCCAUUGGUUGUUGUAAUGGGGCACUGGUAUACACCAAAUCCUACCAGCGUUGUUGUGGGGGUCAAGUUGUUGACAAAAUAGAAUACCUGUGCCAUAAACCCGUGACAAGUAGUUCUGGAAUACCUGUCCGAAAACAAGACGAUGACCACAACAAUGCGUGCUAUGACUAUAAAACAAAGAUAUACAAGACGUUUAAUGAUGCGAAAUGGAUCUGUCACGAAGGAAUGUUAAUUUCACCUGACGAUUUAAUCGACAGUAUGGAAAAAGAUAUUUUCAAAGAAAGUAAAUGGGAUGUUGAUAAUCAUAUACCAAAGAAGAACAUGCGAUUCUUCAGUCCGAUGUGUCCUUUCACUGAGUGUGAAACUGGGUUCUACAACAGGACCACCGAGUGUAGGAAAAUAACCCGCCUGGACUUCUUUCUGCACAACAUGACGGAGCACAAUGGACGCUUAGUUUUGUCUGGCAUUGUCACCUACCCAAACAAGUUUUACGGUUCCCAGUUAACUAUUAAUUCUGUCUUAGCAUGUAGAGACAACUGUUUUGCAAAACGCACUUUGAUUUCCAUAUACACCAAUCGUUUUACCAAAACAGUACCCAGCAAAGUAGUACGACUAUCCAAAAGGGACAUUGUUGUGAAAACACACACGGCCUCGAUUUCUUGUACAAUAGAUCCAUGGGCAAAGCGAACUGAAAAAAGCCCAUGAACAUGCUAACAAAUACGUUUAUGUCCUAUCAACAUCACAAUUUUUGGAACUAACAUUUGUCUCAAGAAUGUCUCAAUGUAAUUCACCAAAACCCAUAUAAAAAAGCUAAUUAAAUGGUAAAUAUCCUAGUCUUAGUAAGUUUCAUUAUAUAAGUGUUUAUAGAUUUACAUUGUGCUCUUAGGGUGGGCAUGUGCAGCUCAAGUAUAUAUCGUUUUGGCUCAAGGGGGGGGGGGGAGCUUGGCAUUAAAAUGAUUCUUAAACAAAUAAUUACGUGCAUCAAUAGCCAUGACAGUUCAUUGUUUCACUAACUGACAACUUGGAUCAAUUUAGAAAACAAACAUGUAUUUAUGUAUUAUAAUAUAACAGUUGGAGAUUUUGUGUACAUAUAUCCUCCGUAUUUGCAGAAUGUGCCUAAUAACAUUGUAAUGUAAUAAUAUGAUUGACGUAUAAAAUAAUUGCGUAAAUAUCUUCAUAUAACUAUAUUUUAAAUAUAUUUGUCUAUUUUGAUAUUUUCCGUUAGUACUUUUAUACAUUUUGACUCAAUUUUCAAUGAAUAUUAUUGCGUAAAUGUCUAUUUUUCUAUUAAAAUUCCAGAACAUUUCGUGUAAAGGGUAUAUUUGCCUUAUCUAUGGUAACGAGGAACAUUUACGUAUUAUCAUUGUUUAAAUACUCAUUCAGGCCAUUUACUGUUUUAAUGCUUUCGUCAAUAUAUUUUAGCGAAUACAGGUAAACUUUCUAUCUUCCUUACACAAACAAAUACUAAUCUUUGCAAUUUUACAAUUUCAAUAAAAUCAUUCCCAUAUACUAGACAUUUACUUAAUAAUGUUCUUGAGUAUUGAUCCAAUAUAAUAAAGGUAAUUAAGUUAAUCGCAACCGUUCGCAUGAAAAGAAUAUAUGUUGCUUAUUAUGUAGAUUUGUCCAUUCGUAUAGCCUUUUUGUUCUUACAAAUCUAUACUAUUAUUGUAUAGUAAGUGCAUCUUGUAAGUAGUGAUGCUUGUGCAUAGCUUCACCCUAAUGGAAACCUCAAUACCAAUCUGUGUUCGCAUGUUAGUAGAUCAUAUGUAUUCUUGCCAUUGUUUGUGUAUACUAGUUAUAAGCUGAAAUUAGCAGAAGCUUGGAAUUCAUAAUGAAAUGUAUGUUCAAGUAUAUUGCUUCUCACAAAAAUGAUAUUGUUAAAAUUGUCGGCUCUUAAACAGCUGUCGUGUAAAACAGAACAUAGAGACAAUUAUUUAAUACUUAUACGUUUCUGAGUUAAAAUAAGAAAUAUGUAAUUAUAUAUAUGCAUUCUUUAUUUUAAGGCUACGAAUGUGUGUAUGAAAACGAUUCACACAAAUCACGUAAACCAUAACCUCUUCUUUUAACAGUAUUCAGUAGACAGUCGCAUGCAUGAAACUUUAAUCGUUUUCUUUUUAAGGCAAUUACUGUGCCUUGUGUUUACCAUUUUGUAUAAAAUGUUUUACAUAAAAACUUGGUUCAAAUCUGCAAAUGAAUCUAGCAUUAGUUAUUGUUUUUUAAAUUGUAUUCUUUAUGACUUAAAAUUGUAUAUCUUAUUCCAUUGUAUCUAAGAAAAUUAUGUUCUGCUGCCAUGGUCGGCAUUUAUCCAUUUUGCAUAGAGUAAACAAAUGAUUAGUAAAUGACAAUGUAAGAAAUUGUUUAAGAUAUGUUUGAUUUAUUUGUAAUGCUAUAUGGUUAUUUUAAUUUUAAUUUUAAGGUAUUUGUGUAUAAUUCUCUACAAGCCUGAAGUUUGGGGCUCCAUUAAACGUUAACCCUCCAUAUGCUUUGCAUUGACCAUUUGAAACUUUACCUCAGUUUCAUACAGUAUAGUUGGUUUGCGUGUGAUUUUAUGCCGUCUGAAGUAUUUUUAGAACUCUUUUAAUACUAUUUUGUUUGGACGGGUAUUUUAAAUGUUUUAUUUUAUAUAAGAUCAAACAACUAGCAUACUGAUUAUAUUGCAUUAACAUAAGGGCAUAUUAUUUUUACACUGUACAGGUUGUUUAUUUGUUAAUGCAUAUCACCUCAUCAGCUGAGGACAAUCGUAUUAGCAUUAUUGUGGAAUAUAAAAUGUGUAUUAAGCAUUACUAAAUGGCACAUAGUAUCUAGCAUAAGAUGUACACAUUGAAUUUUAGAAUAUAAAUAUAUUGAUAUAGUCAUAUUUGUUUUUAUGCCCCCGGAUCGAAAGAUUGGGCGUAUAUUGAUUUUGGCCUGCCUGUCUGUCUGUCAUUGUGUCAGUCAUUGUAUGUGUGUGUAUCACAAAACUUUAACCUUGGUUAAAGUUUUCUCACUUUUGCAAAAUUAAAGAUAGCAACCUCAUAUUUGGCAUGCUUGUGUUUAUCAUAGAGCUGCACAUUUUGAGUGGUGAAAAGUUAAGGUCAAGGUCAUCCUUCAAGGUCAAAGGUCAAAUAUCAUUGAAUUUUUCGUUCCUAAAACUUUAACUUUCGUUUAAGUUUGGUCAUAACUUUUUGAAUAUUAAAGAUAGCAACUUGAUAUUCGGCAUGCAUGUGUAUCUCAUGGAGCUGCACAGUUUGAGUGGCUAAAGGUCAAGGUCAUUGUUCGAGGUCAAAGGUCAAAUUUAUGGCUUCAAAGCGGCGCAAUAGGGAGCAUUGUGUUUCUGACAAACACAUCUAUUGUUUUUAUCUUUUUUAUGUUAUUUUGUAAUAAUAUUGCAUAAUAUAACUCUUUGUAUUGCUUUAUAACACUUGAAGUUAUUUUAUAUAACCUCUUUUGCUUUAAAAGAAAAUAUUUAAGUGCGAUGGUAAUUUAAUAUUUUCAAGUU
Messenger RNA from Dreissena polymorpha, 4511 nucleotides. RefSeq lists its product as uncharacterized. Lineage: Eukaryota; Metazoa; Mollusca; Bivalvia; Myida; Dreissenidae. The record is from RefSeq and is a predicted model, not a curated record. The transcript is spliced from 10 exons. The coding region runs from base 215 to 1738 and encodes 507 amino acids.